GGACAACAAAAUGAUGAAAAGCAAAAACUAUUGGGUAGAUUAACACAAAAGGAAACACAAUGGGUAUGGGGCAAUCUCUAGAAUUCAACAAAGUUCCACAAAUAUUUAUGAGAGAGAGAGAGAGAGAGAGAGAUGAGGAGGAAGUAAAAAGGAACGGAGACUGAGAUGGGUUGUUGUUGGCUCUUCUCCAACACUAAAUACUUAUUUAAGCAGGCAAAAGGAGGUCUUGAGGUUAAAUUAGUGGAGUUUCAAGAGCAAGGGUGUCUCUUGCUGCCUUCUUUAAACACUAUCCUCCUUAAUUGUAUCUCCUCUGCACUCUCUCUCUCUCUCUGUUCAUUGGCCACACUCUCUUAUAUAUCCUUAACAUAAGCACAUAUCUUUUGGAGAAUGGAAGGAGUAGAAGGGACUUCUGCACCAAAUGAAAAGAAAGGAAGAUUCAAAAGAAUUUGUGUUUUCUGUGGUAGUAGGCCUGGAUACAAAUCUACAUUUAGUGAUGCAGCUCUUGAGCUUGGCAAAGUGCUGGUUGAUAGAAAGAUUGAUUUGGUUUAUGGUGGAGGAAGUGCAGGUCUAAUGGGUUUGGUCUCCCAGUCAGUGUUUAAUGGAGGCUGCAAUGUUCUUGGAGUGAUUCCUAAAGCUCUUUUGCCUCAUGAGAUAUCAGGAGAGUCCAUUGGAGAAGUGAAAACAGUUGUAGAUAUGCACCAGAGGAAGGCGGAAAUGGCAAAACAUGCUGACGCAUUCAUCGCACUUCCCGGUGGCUAUGGAACCAUGGAGGAGUUGUUAGAGAUGAUAUCGUGGUCUCAUCUUGGAAUCCAUCACAAGCCAGUGGGGCUGUUGAACGUAGAUGGGUACUAUAACAGCUUGCUUGCCUUAUUUGAUAAAGGAGUGGAAGAGGGUUUCAUAGAGGAUUCAGCCAGGCGUAUUGUGGUUAUUGCAGAUACAGCAGAAGAACUCAUGAAGAAAAUGGAGGAAUAUGCACCAGCCCCAUGACAUGGUAGCACGCAGACAAAGUUGGGAAGCGUGCCAUUUAUUGGUCUAGUCAAAGUGGGGAAGCCCUCAAAUCUUAAAUUUUAAUCACCUAUCAUGUUUGUGUAGUUCCUUUGUAAUCAAUAAGAAAAAGACAGCAAAAUUGCCCAAGUUUUCUCUA
Messenger RNA from Corylus avellana, 1144 nucleotides. RefSeq names its product putative cytokinin riboside 5'-monophosphate phosphoribohydrolase LOGL10. Lineage: Eukaryota; Viridiplantae; Streptophyta; Magnoliopsida; Fagales; Betulaceae. Gene Ontology annotation, biological process: cytokinin biosynthetic process. The record is from RefSeq and is a predicted model, not a curated record. Gene Ontology annotation, cellular component: nucleus; cytosol. Gene Ontology annotation, molecular function: hydrolase activity, hydrolyzing N-glycosyl compounds.